Molecule: messenger RNA, 1337 nt
Organism: Toxotes jaculatrix (banded archerfish)
Lineage: Eukaryota; Metazoa; Chordata; Actinopteri; Toxotidae
Gene: pak1ip1
Product: PAK1 interacting protein 1
Exons: 10
Coding region: 252-1325 (357 amino acids)
Molecular function (GO): protein binding
Source: RefSeq, a predicted model, not a curated record
GCAAGCGCAACAGCUGCACACGUUGUUUUGGGUUUGGAAGUGUGUUUAGCAAAAGCAGCUACAGACAAGUUGAUUAAAGGGCGUUACCACGCUGUUUACAUAGUUUAUUUCCUUUGUGUUUCUCGUGGCGGUCUUUGUUUGGACCCGCGUUAGAUGUCGCUGAAACCAGGCGACUCAUUUUAGACGGAGAAAGCUGAAGUUUGAAGAAAGCUAACUGGCUAGCUUAGCCCGCUGUAGCUGUGAGUGGCAGCAUGGCACCUGUACUGGAGCUGAUUGCUGGGAGCUACGAGCAGAUCGCCUUUGGUUACCGAGUGAAAACGGACGAAACAGAGUGGACGGCGAAGGCAGACUUCACACAUCACGCCCACACAGCAUCCAUAUCAGCUGUGGCAGCCAGCGAGAGGUUUGUUGUUACAGGCAGCAAAGAUGAGACCAUGCAGCUUUACGAUAUGAAGAAGGGAAUUGAACACGGUGCUUUGCUGCAUCAUGAUGGCACCAUCACCUGCCUGGAGUUUUAUGGGACGUCUCAUUUACUGAGCGGAGGAGAGGACGGACUCCUGUGUGUGUGGAGCACAAAGAAGUGGGAGUGCCUGAAGUCCAUCAAAGCUCACAAAGGUCACGUCACAUCGCUGUCCGUCCAUCCAUCGGGGAAACUUGUACUCUCAGUUGGGACAGAUAAGACUCUCAGAACAUGGAAUCUGAUUAAUGGAAGAUCAGCCUUCAUCAAAAACAUAAAACAGAAUGCACACAUAGUUAGAUGGUCUCCAGAUGGGGAUAAAUAUGUGGUGGUGAUAAAUGACCAGAUGAACAUCUACGACCUGGAGACGGCCUCUGUGACAGGAACAGUUACAAACCCCAAAAGAAUCUCAUCUGUUAAGUUCUUAAAUAACUCCAUCCUGGCUGUCGCAGGAGAUGAUGAAAUUGUGAGGUUAUGUGACAUGGGAAAAGAGAAAUGGGUGUGUGAAUUCAAGGCUCAUGAAACCAGGGUCAAAGCUGUCGACAGUUUCAAUAUGGAGGAUUACUGUGUGAUGGUGACAGCUUCAAAUGACGGAUUCAUCAAAAUGUGGAAACUCCAUCUUAAAGAGGAGCUGGAGCCUCCCACCCUCCUCGGGGAAGUGAACACAACAGCCAGACUGACGUGCCUCGCCUUGUGGAAGCCUUCAUCAGCGCCUCAGACCCCUGAGGAACCAGCAGCUGAGGCGACAACAUCUGAAGAACUUGCUCGAGAACUGUCGAAGACGAAGAGAGUCCGAAUUGCAACAGAAGAAGUCGUUCUAGAAGAUGAGAGCAAACCCAAAAAGAAGAAAAAGGACGGUGGAAAAUAAAAUGGGCAGCAA